CGUUGGACGCAAAUCUUCCGCAAUCGCUCCGAUGAACAUGGGACUCACGGAGGCUGAAGUCAAGAAGAUGACGGUCAAGCAGCUGCAAGACGCGUUGGCAAAGUAUGCCCUGGACAAGAAGGGGGUGAAGGCGGACUUGCAAGCGCGACUCAUCGAGCAUUUGCAGACUUCGGCAAGCAACGAUGUGGAUGCUGGUUCGGAAAGUGGUGCAAACGAGAGUAGUGGCCCCAAGGAGUCCCAUAGCUCCGUCGAAGGUGCGUCGAAUGAUGACAGUUCUGCGUCUGAAGCAAGUCUCAAGCAACUGGCGCAAUCGCCUCGCAAGAGCGACACCCCAGCACCCACGACAUCUACAGAUACCGUAUCCGCAGACUCGAGCGCUCCUGACGGACAGUCCAAAUCGCCGGACGGCGGCAAGCGAUCGCAGGACUCCCCCAGUGCCGUCGGUCCUACGAAGAAGCAGAAAACCACCCCACUCGACGCGAUUCCAGACUCGAUGAUCGCACCCACCCCCACGAUUCGCAUCGACAAUUUCAUUCGGCCUUUUACACUGAACGCCGUCAAGGCCUUUGUGCAAGAGGAGGCGGCAUUUGUUGAGAACGGGUUUUGGAUGGACGCGAUCAAGACCCAUUGCUACGUCACGUACGCCACAACGGAUGCGGCCAUUGCAGCGAGAGGUCGCAUCUACGGCACAACAUGGCCCGAGCUCAGUGGCCGCCGGCUCACGGUCGAAUUCUCGGCUGAGACCGCAAUGGACAUUGCGGUGAAGCAAACCACCGCGGCCACGUCAGCAACUCGCCGUGGCAGCAACAGGCCGUCCCAUGAGUUGCCCAAGCAGCAAUCCAACAAGGCCACCACCGACGAGGCAUUGACCAAGCCGCCCGUGGCCGCACAAGAUCUCUUUUGCAAAACCAAAGCGGAACCGGCGCUGUUUUACCUCCCUGUCGAUGACGACCUAGUCGCUCGACGCCGCGCGAAUCUCGAAAAGAAGAAGCUUGGGCUCCUUCCACUCCGCCGCCGCUCCGGCCGCCAUCGCCGAGGCGGUCGAAACAACCGCCGUGGCAAUACACGCGGCAGCAAUCGUGCGGCGGCUGCUCAAGCCUAACUGAUCUAACAGGGCUGGCUGCAUGUCGGCAAGAUUGUUUGAAAAACACGGUGUGUAUCUC
Molecule: messenger RNA, 1163 nt
Organism: Aphanomyces invadans
Lineage: Eukaryota; Oomycota; Saprolegniomycetes; Saprolegniales; Verrucalvaceae
Exons: 10
Coding region: 32-1102 (356 amino acids)
Source: RefSeq, a predicted model, not a curated record